AUGAUGGAAUGUAUUUUCGAUGCUGACACAAGUCCUUUUUUACCAAAGAAACUUGUUUCUGUUACAAACAAUUAUGAAACAGAUUCAUUUCAUUAUGAUUAUACAACGAAAUUAUUAAAUUGUAAAUUGUUAACAAGAAAUCCAUAUCGAUCUUAUUUCAAACAAGUCUAUCCAACUGAAAUCAAUGAGUAUGAACUUACAGAUGAUAUGUUAGAUGUUUUAAAAUCUUAUACAAAUAGUCUUUCUAACAAAUGUUACAUAAAAACAAAUUUAAAUUUAUUAAGUGAAAAUUUAGAUGAAAUCGAUUGGAUUUAUGUUAAUAAAUUACGUUCAUUAAUAAGAGCUUUAACUCAAUCAAAUAUUAAACAUACUUAUUAUCGUGGUGUAAAUCUAAGUAGUACAGAAAUUCAAUAUUAUAUUGAUAGACGAAAUGAUUAUUAUUAUACAAAUUCAUUUACAUCAUUUACAAUUGAUCGUUUACUUGUUUAUUCUGGUAAUGCUCUAUUAAUUUUAAAGACUGAAAAUUCAACUGACAAGGCGAAGAAAAAUCUAGCAAAUAUUUGGAAAUGGAGUAUGUUUACAGAAGAAAAAGAAGCACUUUUAGCUGUUGGAACGAAAUUGAAAAUUUUAAGUGUACAUUAUUUUGGUUGUAAGUGGGAAAUCGAAGUUGAACUAGCAGAAGAUGAUGAAGAAAUCAUAGAAAAUAAAAACUAA
Rotaria socialis is the source of this 714-nucleotide messenger RNA. The record is from the annotation of a GenBank genome assembly. Lineage: Eukaryota; Metazoa; Rotifera; Eurotatoria; Philodinida; Philodinidae.